This is a messenger RNA of Vigna unguiculata (cowpea), 2566 nucleotides long. RefSeq lists its product as uncharacterized. Lineage: Eukaryota; Viridiplantae; Streptophyta; Magnoliopsida; Fabales; Fabaceae. The record is from RefSeq and is a predicted model, not a curated record.
UUUCAUAAAUAUUGGAAACAAUAUUACAUCGGUUGUGCGGGUAACCGAUGUAGUAUUAGUUUUUAUUCAAAAACGUGCCUUUCCUUUCUUCUCUUUCGUUCCGAUUCUCUUUUCACUCACGACGCGCGUUUCUUCAGCACUGCAAGGCGAUAGAAUCAGUGCAGUUGGAGAACGGUAGGCCGAGCGCUAGCGAGGUCGCUGGCGGAAACGCGAUUCCGAGCUACGUCGUAGCGCCGAACGCGCAGAUUUGGGAUUUGGUUCACCGGAACAACACGCGUCUGAGAAUAUUCUCCAGCACCGCCAAUCCCGCACUUUCUCAGGUCGUGUUUUUUCUUGAACGAUUCGUUUUGUUUUUGGACAUCUGGAGUAGGAAAACUAGAGUUCGAAUAAGUCGUUGCCGCUCAACCCUAGCUCUAUGUCGCCGCUGCAUCGUGCUUCUUCCCCGCCACCAACGAAAAGGGUUUUUGUGUUUAGGUGUUGUGCGUUAAAGUGUGGUGGUGUAGGCAUUUUUUUCCGGUGAGUUUUCUGGUGUUUGUGGUUUGUUGGGGUCUAGGGUUUCUUUCAAGCCAAAAAACAGAGCACUGCAUCAUGGAAGGGCUUUCGAGGGCAUGGGUUUGCAAUUUUUCAUGAAAGAGAUCAUGCUAGGUCAGGAUUACACAGCAACACUACGUUUUUUGGUUGUCCUAGAGUGGUUGGUGAUGAUGAUGAGCAUUUUAAGGUAGAUGAUUUUCAUGAUGAUCUAGAAGAGAAACAUGAUGCUUGUCAUUUGCAGAUGACACAUAUACCAAGUCCUGGGAAGAUGGAUUAUCUUUUAUUAUGGAAUGGGACACAUACUCAACAACAUAGCUGCAACUUGUGGGUUCACAUAUUUAUUAUUUUUCUUAAUAGAUAUUGGACUUUCACCAAGGUGCAUUUGAUAUAUUUUUUUCUAUGUAUCAAUUGGUUUAACUAUUUUUUGUGUAAUUUCUUAUUGAUUGACAUAUUUGAUAUGUAUAUACCCUGCUAUAGAAAAUGAAAGGAGAAUGUCAUGAUUUCAGGUUUUGGUUUAGAAGCUAGAAGAACCUGUACUGUAUUUUAAAAAAAUAGUACAAGAUAUUACAUCGGUUCCCAUAAACAACCGAUGUAAUAUCUGUUUUAUCUAUUACAUCGGUUAUUCGACAAUCGAUGUAAUACGUCUUCACUUAUUACAUCGUCCGAUAUAACAUCGGUUAUAAAAUUGAUGUAAUAUGUCGAAAAAAAUCGAUGUAAUAUGCUAUUACUGUACUCUAAGCAAACUGCAAGACUAGUUGGAUGGAAUGAGUUUAUCCACUAAGAGAAAUAGUUUCUUUUACAAUUAUGCAUUAUGCAGAAUGAGAAUAAAAUAUGUUAGGAUUUGUGUUUGUUUUCGCGUUUGGUGGAAUUCUGUUAUAGGAUAGAUUUGCUUAUGUCUACUAUUGUAAGAAACAUUUGAAAGAGAGGAAAAUUUCAUAUUUACUCUACAUUGUCUUAUCUGGAGGGUGGUACCUCGAAAUACCAUUUCUUUUUCAUCCCCUAUCAUUUGGUGCUUUCAAUGGCUUCUCAAGCCUCCAUCGAUCUUCUGAUUGAGCAAUUGGCUCGCCUCAACAAGCAUAUCAAUGGCCUUUCUCAUGAUGUGGUCGCCCUCCAAACCAAACCAACCACCACCCUUACACCGUCCCCAUCACAUAAAGUCAUGCCCCCUAUUCGUCUCGAUUGUCCACAGUUUGAUAGGUCUAAUCCUUUGGAUUGGAUUUUUGCAGUAACCCGUUUUUUCGAAUAUUAUCAAAUUUUUGAAGUCGAAUGACUCGAACUCCUUCUUUCUACAUGGAUGAUCCAACACUCAGUUGGUUCCAAUGGAUGGAGCGCAAUAACAUGCUUCGCACCUGGCCAGAAUUUCUCCACUCCCUGGAAACACGAUUUGCCCCUUCUCAUUUUCACAACAUCAAAGGCCGCUUGUGCAAAUUAUCACAAACCAAUUAUGUUUUGCAGUACCUCACCAAAUUUGAGAGUCUUUCCAAUCGUAUCACCGAUGUUCCUCCAUUAUUCAUGCUUGAGUGUUUCAUUUCUGGCUUACGCCUAGACAUUCAACGCGAGGUUCUCGCCUUUCAACCUGUCACUUUCUCUGAAGCAGUGGAGUUGGCCAAACUGCAGGAAGACAAAUUUGGUUAUUCCCCAACCCCUUCCAAGACACUAUCCACCUCUACGUUCACAACGACGCACACACCAUUAUUACCCACACCAUCCUCAUUGGCACUCCCUUAUAAGUGUUUGUCCGCCUCCGACAUGCAAGCCCGAUGUGAUAAAGGCCUUUGCUACAAUUGUGAUGAUAAAUACAGUCCUGACCAUCAUUGUAAAUCACAUUUUUUCCUCCUAAUUCAUGAUGAUGAGGAACAACCCAUCUCGGAAACAUCACCCCCGGAGUCUCUCAAGCCAGAUGCUACGGGUUCUGCACAGUUGAGCCUGACUGCCCUUUCUGGCCAUUUCACCCAAAGAUGUUUCAUGUCACGUGUCAUAUUUUGACAAACCCGAUUCGGGUGUUGGUGGAUAGUGGAAGCUCUCACAUUUUUUU